Molecule: messenger RNA, 516 nt
Organism: Lodderomyces beijingensis
Lineage: Eukaryota; Fungi; Ascomycota; Pichiomycetes; Serinales; Debaryomycetaceae
Source: the annotation of a GenBank genome assembly
AUGAACAGAGCAUUAGUCAUAACAGGAGUAGUAGCCACUGCAAUUGCAGGCUACGCAGUGUACUUCGAUUACCAACGUAGAAACUCCGCCGAGUUUAGAAAAUCGUUGAAGAAGAAGGCCGUGAAACAGAAGAAGUUCAAAGAGCAGCAGGAGAAGGAGUCGAAGCAGUCCAAAUUGGAGGCUGUCAAAAAGGCUCUUUUGGAGGAUUUGAAAGUGAAUCCUAUUCCCACGGAUUUGAGUGAAAGAGAGGCAUUCUUCAUGGAACAAGUUGCUACUGGUGAACAGAAGGCUAAAGAGGAGGCCGUUGAAGCUGCCAUCUGUUUCUACAAGGCCUUGGCUGUCUACCCCAACCCCACCGACAUCUUGGGUGUUUACCAAAAGACUGUGCCGGAAGAAGUCUACGAGUUGGUGGUGAUGAUGAUUGCUGUAUACCCUCCAGCCUCCGUCUCAAGUAUCUUGAGCAAAGGCGGUCCCGGCCCUGGAGACACCAAGCCAACUGCCGAGGACUUGGAUUAA